AUGUCUCCUCCUACAGCUGGCAAAUACCACCGUGAAUGUUUCAAGGCUCUGAUUACUGGGCGUUUUGCUAUCUUUCCUCAGGACCAACUGGAGCUGAUAAGCAAGAAUCCGAUUUACGGAGGAUUUGAACUUGUGACCAUGCCCUGGAAGGCUGAUCUAAUUGCGUCGGCCAUUCGAGACCUCACUAAUCCUAUUGACGCGAUCGUCAUUCCAAAUGACUUUGUGCGAGGGUCUGACCUGGGCGUAUCGGGAGAUCUGUAUUAUUGGUUGACUGUCGACUUUCUUUCUGUGAGAGGCAAGGCUUUAAUCCUCACUGGCGGCAUUUCGGGUGAAGGGAGAAUAAAGGCUCUGCUUAACUCUGUUUUUUCAAUCACUGCGGAACAUUCGUCGACUAGCACGGAGGACGAUGCUGUUGUCUCCAAAAUGCAUCAAAUCUACGACACCACUCCUUACGAGAAAGAUCAAGGGGUCCCGCCUAUAUUCCGCCCUGAAAACAUGCCAAAGGAACUCAACUGGCCAAUGGCUAUUCACGAGGAUCUCCAAGACGGGCGUUUGAAACUGCGGUGUGCUCUACCAGGCACACAUACCCUACCCGUAGUAGGAACUCCAUUGAGUUUAUGGUACCGCAGCACCACGGCUGGCCUUUCACCCCAUACUGCGUUCGGCGUGAGACUUUACACAAACCCCCGCAGUUCUCCCUGCAGAGUAUGCAUGCAGAACUUGGAUUGGUGUGCCCUUGGUACUCGCGGCAGCAACACACGUGGUUGGCUUCCUAACAAGUCAAAGUGCAUAACCCUCGUUUGUCCUGGAAUGACGCAGUAUCCGAUCCUGGAAGCUGUGAGAAGCUUGCAAACGCGUUUUAUUACUGGGGUAAUGGUGGUAGGCCGGCACCUUGUCCCCCGGAAAGCCUCCAAACCACUACUGAACGAACAGGCCCCACGUCGGCUCAACUUUCGCACAAGCGCUUAA
Cyclospora cayetanensis is the source of this 969-nucleotide messenger RNA. RefSeq lists its product as uncharacterized. The transcript is spliced from 5 exons. NCBI's taxonomy places the organism in Eukaryota, Apicomplexa, Conoidasida, Eucoccidiorida, Eimeriidae. The coding region runs from base 1 to 969 and encodes 322 amino acids. The record is from RefSeq and is a predicted model, not a curated record.